AUGUCCGCAAAUAUGUGCUCCCACAGCUUCCCGUCAUCCAACACGUCGUUGACGCGGUCGGGCCAGUCUCAACAACCUCAAUCCGGGUUCUCCCAGAAUCGAGGAGCAGCUCAAGGCGGACGUCCCUCCACACAGGAGAAAGGAGGACCGACCGCCACAGCUCCGUUCCUGCAAGACUUUAGUCUCGUGGCCGAGGCAGCGAAGCGGGCGCAGAUGGCUGUCCUUACGAGGGACUUAGAAGGCGUUUCUCUAUAA
Coccidioides posadasii C735 delta SOWgp is the source of this 255-nucleotide messenger RNA. NCBI's taxonomy places the organism in Eukaryota, Fungi, Ascomycota, Eurotiomycetes, Onygenales, Onygenaceae. The record is from RefSeq and is a predicted model, not a curated record.